AUGAUGAUCCAGUUUAGGGACCUUGAUGUGCCCACCUGCAUCCGACUGGCCGAGCUCCUGGCUCACCUGCAGGGGAAAGGUGAAGAGGCCUGCCGGGAGUUCUACCGGGCGCUUCACCUGCAUGUGGAAGAGGUGUACUUCAGCCUACCCACGCGUCUCCGCCUCAGAGAUUCUAUAGACCCGUUCACGACUGCAGCCUCACCCACUCAGCAGAGAAAUGUGCUAAACGACAGAGGUCAUAUGUUCUUCCUGAGUUGUUUCAGUGUUGCAGUUGGGGUGGCUCUACUACAUUACUAUGGCGAGGCCAAAGUAACAAGGGGCAGCAGGGCUCUUGGCAUGGCUGCUCUUGGAUUGGGUCGACGAGCCCGAGAGGUUCUCAUAUGGUACACUGAAGAACCCAUCAGGAAGUAG
Molecule: messenger RNA, 411 nt
Organism: Salvelinus sp. IW2-2015
Lineage: Eukaryota; Metazoa; Chordata; Actinopteri; Salmoniformes; Salmonidae
Product: caspase recruitment domain-containing protein 19-like
Exons: 4
Coding region: 1-411 (136 amino acids)
Cellular component (GO): mitochondrion
Source: RefSeq, a predicted model, not a curated record